Molecule: messenger RNA, 1538 nt
Organism: Hydra vulgaris (swiftwater hydra)
Lineage: Eukaryota; Metazoa; Cnidaria; Hydrozoa; Anthoathecata; Hydridae
Product: solute carrier family 35 member G1
Cellular component (GO): membrane
Source: RefSeq, a predicted model, not a curated record
UAUUUACACCAAUUAUUUCUGAUGAAGUUUCUUAGCAAAAAUCUCAGUUACAUAAUAUACUAGAAAAAGAUAGAAAUAAUGUAAGAAUUUAUAAACUUUUUUUAAGACCAAACGUGAGGUGUAUAUCACAAAUGUAUAUCAGAAUUUUUAUAAAUUACGUUUAACUUCUUUAGUCAAUUAAAUUAAUUCUUAUUUUUACUUCGCAUAAACUUUUAAUGCUAUAGAACCGCAAUCUAAGAAAACGCAUGUUCUGUGUUUUUAUAAUACGCCAUAUUUUGUAUUUGAAUACUCAAGUAUCAAAACAAUUGAUGUGAACAAAAACAAAACUCUGUGAAUCAACAAGAAAAAAUUUUCAGCAAUAACAGACUAAAUUUUUCUGAUAUAUUUUUAUGCAUAAUUAGUACAUUAAUUAUGCAUAAUUUUGUGAAUACUAUGCAAGAUAAAAAGAUUUUGUUUCUACAAUGGGUAAAAAACUUCCGUUUGAUUGGAAUGCUUUUGGCAGCGUUAUCCGGUCUUUCUUUUACUAUUAGUAACUUUAUGGUACAAAUGACUUUGAAUUCUUUUACUCGUGCAAGAAUACCUACAUUACAAUUUGUUUUUGCAAGAUGUGCAGUCCAGACUCUUUUUGUAAUACCAACUAUAAUUGUAUUGAAAGUAAAUUAUGCAAUAAAGAUAAACGAAAUACCAAUAUUUAGUCUAAUGGGGUUUGCAGGUUACGCGAAUAUUGUGUUUAUGUACUCUGCUCUUGAUAAAAUUCCUAUUGCCGACACUCUAGCAAUUACUUUCACAAGUCCUUUAUUCUGUUGUUUACUCAGCCACCUGAUUCUCAAAGAAGGCUUGCAUUGGUUUCAUGCCAUCUGUGGUUUACUCAGUUUUGGAGGCGUAUUGCUUGUUGCACAUCCAACGUUUUUGUUCGGACAGGAAAUGAAAUCAAAAACUGUUCUCUUCCAAGGUAAACAUCUAUCUCGAAGCACAAAAGAAGUAAUUUACUUUCAAGGAAUUGCUUAUGCAUUUAUUUCUGGAAUGUGCUUAGCACUAUACUUUGUACUUACUAGGUAUAUUACCAGAAAUGAAAGUCCGCUCUUGGCAAUUGCUUACCCAAGUAUUUUUGGAAUUAUUGUAAGCCCUCUAAUAAUGUUGCUAAAGCAAGAGGGUUUCAUACUUGCCGACUCAGUAGUUACAAACUUUUAUCUUUUUUUAAUUGGUUUUAUGAGCUUACUCGCUUUAUUGUUUUUGACUUUGGCUCUUAGGUUGGAGAACGCAACUAUUGUAAAUGUUAUACGUAAUGUUGAUAUAGUUUACGCAUUUGUGAUGCAAUUUGUCUUUUUAUGUGUAAAGCCGACUAAAUGGACAAUCGGAGGAUCUUUAGCAAUUAUGGCAGGAACAUCGUUAUUAGUGCUCCACAAAUGGUACUCAUCAAGAAAGGAGGACAGUAUUAGAAAAAGUGAAUCAACAGAAACCAUAGAGCACAAAUAAAAAUUGUAAUUAUUAUACGUUAUACUUUAUUAAAAACUAAUUUUUAGGUUUAUUUCAAAUAA